UAUAAUUCCUUCAUUAUUAAGAGCAGAUGUGCUGCCUAUUCCCAAAAUGUGAAUUAAUUCCCAAGAACCUCAAUGUAUCGGAUGACUUAGAACCGGCUUGUGGACAAUGGUUUUAUAUAGGAUAGGUACUGGUAACCCUACUGGGUAACUGACAGCGAGAACAAAUGUCAACCGAAUUCGAAACACGCAGGGAAUUUUCUCAUCAGUCUUUGCGACGUUAUUGGCCCAAGCGGUUCACAAAACGCCAACCGUUUAAUCCCAACAGCGAAAAUCAAACAUACCUCGAAUAUCUUCAAAUCGAACAGUAUCUCGGCGAAGGGGUUUCGGACGAGGAGGAUGAGGAGGAGGAGGGGAAUGAAGUUGAAGCUGAAGAGGAAGAUGGCGCAUCGUGUGAGGAUGAUGGGUCUUCAAAUGCGCCGGAGGAUGACGUCAACGAGCAGUCUAAAGCCGCCGAUGCUAGCAAUCAGAUAAGCGAUGUCAGACGCUUUAUGAGAGGGAUGGAAAGGGAUGAGGAUUUCCUGGAUGAUUACGAUAUGGUUGAUGAGGUGGCGAAAUUUUGUGAAGGAGGAUCUGAUGGGCCCUUUCGAGCACGUGAAAAACAUGUGGCAAUUCUGGACGAAAGAAACAUUGCCGGUACUAUCAUCGACAAGGGAGGAUACUGCAGGACAAACUUAGAGCCUUUGACCUUGGAACAGUUAUUCGACAAGUUGAGCAGAAAGCGCCUUCGAGUUGAGUCUGACUCGACUAACGCAUUCGAUGAUGAGGAAAUUGACGCGGAGAGGAGAAUAGUUUUCAUCUCUGAUUUGGACUCAUUCACAAUUCAGGCCAUUAUAAAAACGGCAUCACGCACCCAAGCCCCGGCUUUAAGGGAUCUUUUUCACAAGUACCUGACGCGUAAAGCAUCUAUAGGUGUUACUAUAUCAAACGGGUUCCCCGUCUUUACUCUCGAGUUACAUAUGCCAUACUAUGUAUUAGGAAAAAGCAAAACGGCAAGCAGAGAUGCUCGAAGGAAAUCUGAUGGCAGUCCCUUAAGACAGUCACGGAAAUUAGACUUCCUGUCCAGGUCUCUAGAUGCAUCGAAAGGUUCAAACCCAACAGAUCAGCACUACUGGCUACAUGAGGCCCAGAUUUCAAUUGUUGUAACGGGGGUUAACAAUUGGGUGUGGACUGCCUAUGGAUUUGUCGAUACUUAUUUUGGGUCCAAGGGGACAGUGGAAGACUACGAUAAAUUGAAGGGACGACACUGGGAACGAGAAGACCCUCUUGCGGCUGGGCGGCUGAACGGUGGUGAGCCCAUAUGGACGCCUAGAGAAUACUUCUUGAGAGUGGCUCAAAGCCGCAUACGAGAGGUUCUGAAGGAAUGGAACCGGAUAGUCCGCACGGUUACGGAAGAGGUAGAAGGGUCCAGAGAUCUGGUAUACAGCUCGUCUAAGAUUACAGCUCAAAAGUUAGAGUUUCUAGAACGGCGGAACAGUCAAAUGGCAGCUCUUUCAACGCAACUGAUCGGUGGUCUUUCUGAGACCAUUCAAGCAUGGGAAGGAUUCCGGACAACAGAGGCCAACUAUUUUCUUUUUGAUGAGGUUUCAACUGCCGAACCAUCCCUCGAAGCCUCAUUGAACGCUAUUGAUAAAGAGUUUUCGAAAUUAAUGCCGGGUCUACGGAAGUUAGAGCAAUUGAAGAAAGAACUGUGCGACCGUAGGGAGGGUCUCAAUGCUUAUCUGAGUCUCGAUGGACGCGCCGCUGCCAGGCAGCUCCAGGACCUCACUGUUCUCGCCAUAGUAUUCUCUCCUCUACUUAUUACCUCGGCCCUGUUCAGCGCCACGGGAGUGCUACCUUCCCCGGGCCUGGGGAAGUUCAUAUAUGUGUUGGUUGUCGUCACGGGCACAAUGGUGGCGAUGCUCCUAGUCUUAUACCACUGGCGAUACUGCUUACAGCGAGGGGUUGACUAUAUGCAAAGCGCAGUUAGUUCUUUCAAUGAACUACUGAAUGGAAACAGGAUUUCCAGCGACGCUGAGUCGUGGGACAUUGAGAAGGGGCCAUAGAAGGCGAAAGUAGGGUAAGCUUUCGAC
This is a messenger RNA of Pseudogymnoascus verrucosus, 2069 nucleotides long. RefSeq lists its product as uncharacterized. The coding region runs from base 165 to 2042 and encodes 625 amino acids. The transcript is spliced from 7 exons. The record is from RefSeq and is a predicted model, not a curated record. NCBI's taxonomy places the organism in Eukaryota, Fungi, Ascomycota, Leotiomycetes, Thelebolales, Thelebolaceae.